This is a messenger RNA of Seminavis robusta, 1362 nucleotides long. Lineage: Eukaryota; Bacillariophyta; Bacillariophyceae; Naviculales; Naviculaceae. The record is from the annotation of a GenBank genome assembly.
AUGAGCAACGGCGACACCAGCAACAACACCAGCAACGGCAGUCCUCAUCAUCAUCAUCAUCAUGAUGCUCCGAUUAUGAAGACCGCCGACGAUGCGAUUUUGGCCAAGGUGGCGACAGUGGAAGCGGGGUACUACCAAGAUCCGUAUGUCACGGCCAUGAGUCGUCAUGCGUCGGGCAUUACUACGACACCUACUGCAACAAAUCGGCGACGCCAAAUUCAACCCAUCAUCAAACGAGGGACACAUGCUCGUGUGUGUUGUAUGGAUCGUGCCAUUACGUCCUUUUUGGAAUUUCAUCACAACAACACUAAUAGCAAAGCCCAAGUGUUGGUGCUGGGAUGUGGCAAGGACACGUCCUAUUUUCGUCACGUCCUCCACAACAAAACAGAACAGUCUGAGUCAACAACAACAACCAUUGGAUGGUACGAAGUGGAUCAUCCGUCCGUCAUUCAAGCCAAGGCGGCCAUUGUACGAGAAGCUCCGCAUGUCUUUGGUGCCACGGUAAAAAAAUCGGUUCAUGGAUUUAGCAUUUCUCCUACAGGCAAGAAGAGCAAGACAGCAACAACCAACGGCAGCAGUAGUAGUCGCGAAAGCAAAAAACAAAAACAAACUCUAGCACCCAUCAUUGACGAAGGAGACGAAGAAGAAGACGAAGAAGAGGGAGAUGUUGUCAUGCCCAUGGAAACCGAGCAAUUCGACGCUUUUGAGGAAUCCACUCUAGAAUCUACUACGACAGAUAAGUCCGACACUUCUACGUGCCAUUGGAUACAACACGAUUUACGAGAAUCUCCACCGGCACUGGUGGAAAAAUUGACCCACACGUCCCACUUUGAUCCGUCCCUUCCCACAUUGGUCUUGUUGGAAUGCGUUCUCAUGUAUCUGCCGGAUGACGAAUCCCGGCAAUUGCUGCAGUGUCUGACACAACUAUUGCCGCACAUUUGUGUCUGUGCCUACGAACCCAUUUUGGGCAGUGACAAUUUUGGUACCGUCAUGGAACAACACUUGACACGAGCGGGUGUGACUAGCCACGACAGUGGAUUGCAUGUCGUCCGGACACUGGACGCCCAACUCGACAAGUUACUGGCGUGUGGGUUUACGCGGGCGGCCGGAUGCGACAUGGCGGCUGCCUACGACAGUGUAUUGACUCCCGUGCAACGACGCGAUGCCACCAAAGCGGAAUUUUUGGAUGAAUUGGAAGAAUGGCAAUUGAUUAUGCAUCAUUAUUGUUUGAUUGUCGCUGCUGCGGCGAAUAAUGAUGAGGAGAGUGGCGACGACCAGAAUUUUGGAGCGCUCUUGUGCAGUAUUGGGGAAUCGUCGGCCAUGGGAUUUGAUCCCACCAAGACGGUCCAAAAGAGCAAGUAG